AUGCUACACGACAUUCUCCGGACGCUUGAUCAGACACGGCGCGGGCAGCUGUCUGAAUUCCAUGGCCUUGAGAAUGACGGGACGGUAGAAGAAUGGAAUGAGGAAUGGAAGGCCGUGGCGAAUGAGGUUGGGGGAUCUGAGAAACUGGAAUCUCUUGUCGAGAUUGGUCUUGCAGCCGUCCGGGUCAGAGUCGGGAAUGACCAUCUGCAAGGCUUUGAAGGACAGACCGCAGAGCUGUCCGGUUUUCGCUUGUCUCAAGACCUGGUCAUCACCUGUGCUCAUUUCACAGACUGGAGUCUCCCAGGGAACAAGGUCGAAUUCUACUUGAAUGGCCAGAAUGGCAUUUACGAAGCGAUACAAGCAAGGAAGUCUAAAGCAGUUGGUCGCAAAGGUCACUUGACACUCCGCCUCUGGGCCAUCCACGAAGCAUGGGACAUUGCUGUUUUUCGAGUCACAGGCUGGCCCGAGAACAACAGCCAGCUGUCCGUUCUCACGAAAGAGGAUAUCUCUUCGGUUGCCCCGGAGGAAUGGGCCCAGUUGAAAGCCGGUUCAACGGGGCGAUUCUGGUCAAUCGGCUAUAACCUUGCUGUCAACAUGGAUCAGUUACGCGAACAUUUCGCAAAUUUUUUCUCGAGACUUCAGCAGGACGAGAAGGCGGAGAUCAGCCAACGCUAUGAGUUCAACGAUGCCAAACCACCCAGGAGUGAAUUUCUUCAAGCGAACAGACGGACUGUCAGCUUUGGUACGAAGAUAGGAAUCCUAUCCUAUGCGAAAGAACACCGGGCGUGCGUUGAAUUGAGUGCAUGGUACGGACGAUCAGGCUCAAUGGUUUGCGCUGAGAAAGAUGGAAGGUCGGUCGUCAUCGGCAUUGUCCAAGGAGGCGAGCAGACCUCUGACUGCAACUUGAUCUUGUUGUUCAAUACGAACAUGCAAGAAUGGUGGACUGCCGCCACUGAGCUGGGGAAUAGCGCAGGUGCGCAGGACAUCAGCGCCCGAAAUUGGAUCGGCAUGUUGGCUGUACGCGGUGCUAUGGACCCUUUGCGCCGUCGCACCUCCUUUGGUUCCGACGAAAAGAGUUUGAUGCGUCAACCCUCUGCCGAAGACAUCGAUGCUGCUCAUCAGCUUGUGUCGUCUGCACUGGGUGAACGUCAUGGUUCCCACCUGACCCAUGAAAAUAACGCGGGUGAUAUCGCCCUCCGCCGUCUUCCUCUGGGCCAAACCAGUCACAGACCAGAAUCCUCUGAAGCACCGCUAUCAUCCUCAGUCGAACACGCCGAGCAGAGAGGAGACAUUCCGGGUCUGGGUCAAGUCUGCAGCAAUUGCGGAACGACCAAGACCCCGUUAUGGCGACGGUCUCCCACCGGACACACCAUCUGUAAUGCUUGUGGGCUCUACCUGAAGACGCGCAACGCUCCCAGGCCCACAAACUUCAAGCGUCCAAACUCAGCCGCCCCUCCUGAAAGUCCUCGCCAGAGAAUUACGGCAUCUCCAACCGCUUCAACAGUAUCGGCAUCAGCACCAAGCCAGCCCUCGAGCGUUCCAUACCGAGCUCCAGAGCACAUCACUGGCUCGUGUCCAGGUAGGGGGGAGUGUAACGGAGCAGGCGGAGCCGAGGGCUGCGGAGGAUGUCCUGCGUACAACAACAGAGUCGCUAGAACUGCUAAUACGUCGGUGGUACCCGACUUACCAGCCGAAGACGGGAACGACUCGCAGAGUGAGGCUGGUUUGGGAACGAGCCCAAGCGCAACAAGUCCUGCCACUCAACAACAGCCAUCUCCCGGGAACGCAUCGUUGCUCGUUGCGUGCAAGAACUGUGGGACGACCGUAACCCCUCUAUGGCGUCGCGAUGAGCAAGGCCAUCCUAUCUGCAAUGCGUGCGGCUUGUAUCACAAAUUGCAUGGGUCACAUCGCCCAGUACAAAUGAAGAAGUCGACGAUCAAGAGGCGGAAACGAGUUGUACCGGCAUACCCCGAGGUUCUCAAACCAGCCACCACACCUUCUCAACACCACCCGUCGACUUCGCCAGAACCAGCUCUACCAGCAGAUGCCCGAGAGCCAAUCGCCAUCGACAACUCACCCGCGCCCAAGAGGAGACGACCCCCUCCUACAGUGGAUUACACCGGAUACGUUCCCCAAACCCACAUGGACGAAGCUCCGCAGGAUGCGAACGAAGACUAUGCCUCUCGACUUCAACGUGCAGCUAUUGCGGCAGGAGGCAUGCAACUUGACCCCGCACUGGUGGAGGCCGGUCGCCGACGUCAGGAACAGGAUGCCACAACAGCGCAGCCAUCCGAAGACAAUGAAAACGAGAUGAACGAGCGGGAUCGCGCGGUCUGGAGAGCAGAAAGAAGGGCGCAACUGAUGCGUGAAGCAGAAGUUAUGAGGGCGGCACUACGUGCAAAAGAACGCGAGAUUGAUGAUCUCACUUGA
Fonsecaea monophora is the source of this 2430-nucleotide messenger RNA. RefSeq lists its product as hypothetical. The record is from RefSeq and is a predicted model, not a curated record. The transcript is spliced from 7 exons. Lineage: Eukaryota; Fungi; Ascomycota; Eurotiomycetes; Chaetothyriales; Herpotrichiellaceae. Gene Ontology annotation, molecular function: DNA-binding transcription factor activity, RNA polymerase II-specific; zinc ion binding; RNA polymerase II cis-regulatory region sequence-specific DNA binding. Gene Ontology annotation, biological process: negative regulation of transcription by RNA polymerase II; positive regulation of transcription by RNA polymerase II. The coding region runs from base 1 to 2430 and encodes 809 amino acids.